UUUAAUUAAUUUUAUUUUCAAGUGUCAAAGAGCAUACAAAAGGUGUAUAUCGAGAUUAAUUUUUAAAAACGGAAAUGGCACACCCCUACAACCACAAACUCCAACCAAGAAAAGGAAAAUAUAAAGAGGCAAAAAAUUCCUCUCUCUUUGUCAAUAUUAUUGAUUUGUCUUGACAAUUUUUAUUCUUUAUAAAAUUUAAAAUAAAAUGAGCGCAAAUAUUGAAAAUAAAAAAUUUAAAAAUAAUUACAAUAUUCAUUCAACAAAGAAUUCUUUAUUAAGCAAAAAUUCAGAAUGGAAGGAUUUUAGUGGAAUUCGAAAUUAUUUUAUAUUUUUGGUGGUUAUUCUAAUUCUUCAAAAUAUUUUGGAAAGUUCACUCAAUUAUGGAGUAGUAGACACACUUCAAUAUAUUUAUAUUAGUUUAUGGAAUACUUCAAUUCAGUCCAAAGACAGUUUUCUGCUUCUGUUAAGCUCUAAUUUAACAAUUUUGAGUGUUUACUUUUUGGAGAUUUUCCUUUCAAAGAGAUGGAUACCGUUUAAAUUAGCUAUUUUAUUUUAUUUGGUGGUUUUGGUUAUACAUUUAAUUUUGCCUGUUUUUGUAUUAUUCAAAACAAAAGACAAUUUCUUUUUUGUGACUUUUUCGGUGGCCUGUUUAGUUACUGAAGGGAUGAAAUUAUUCUCUUAUGCUCAUGUCAAUUAUUGUUGUCGGCACUUGUUAUUAGCUAGAGAGAAUAAAUGUGAUGAUAAAUUACUAGCUGAAGAGGAUAUUCAAGAUGACCGUUUAAAGGAGAAAUUGCCUGAAAAAGAAGAAGAAAAUGUUAACGAAAAUAUUUGUAACAACGAAAACAAAGAAAUUGCUGAAGAGGAAUCUCCACAGGACAACAAUACUGUCACUAACCCAAUUUCAAAAGACAACAAAUUAUCACCAUUUAUUUUGGAAAUUUCAGCAAAUCAUUUAGAAUUAUAUCCACAGAAUUUAACUGUCAAAAAUUUAUAUUAUUUUAUUAUGGCGCCAACUCUUUGUUAUGAAUUGGAUUAUCCUGUUAUUCCAAAGAGGCGUUGGUCUUUAAUUCUUAAUCAUUUAAUUGAGUUUAUUUCUCUUGUUUACGUCAUGAUUGCUUUACAUAAGUAUUCUAAUCCAAUAUUGGCAAAAAUGGAACAACAGAAUCAAUUUUUAACACUUAUUCAAUUAUGUAUUCCAACGGCUGUUAUUUAUUUGAUUGGAUUUUAUAUUUAUUUUCAUGCAUAUUUGAAUUUACUUGGUGAAAUAAUGAAAUUCUCUGACAGGGAAUUCUAUGGUCCCGUAUGGAAUUCUGAUUCAAUAUUAGAUUAUUGGAGAAAUUGGAAUAAAAGAUUUACUCAAUGGUGUAAAAGGCAUCUUUAUAUACCUUUAAUUAAAUUAGGCUGGACUAAAUUUUGGGCACAAGAAGUAGUCUUUGUACUUUCUGAUUUGUUUCAUGCUUAUGCAUAUUAUUUUGUAUUCAAAAAAGUUCUUAUUGGAGGAAUGAUGACACAACCAUUAUUUGGAAGAUUAUUAGAGCGAAUUAUUGGGCGUGGACGUUGUGGAAAUUUCCUUUUCUGGUUUUAUAUUAUUUUCACUCAUGCAGGAGCGAGUAUUUUUCUAUAUGAACAUCUAAAAAAUAAACUGUCAUAA
Meloidogyne enterolobii is the source of this 1651-nucleotide messenger RNA. NCBI's taxonomy places the organism in Eukaryota, Metazoa, Nematoda, Chromadorea, Rhabditida, Meloidogynidae. The record is from the annotation of a GenBank genome assembly.